ACGUGUUCCGUCGACAAGGGCGUUUAAUUUACUGCAAGGACGGUUUUGCACGGGGGCGGACACAACUCCGGGCUGACAAAAUUGCGUUUAUGCAGCAGCGUCCGGGCGGACACGAUUGCAAAUGCAAAACCGUCCGGCGGACAUUAUUGCAUAUGUAAUAAUGUCCUCCGGAUAGUAUUGCAUAGAGGACAUAGAUGCAUGCGACACCGGAAAAAGGUGUAUUAUACAAUGCUACAUACUGAGGCAAAGUGUUCAUUCAUCGCAAACAUACCUCGCAUUUUAUUUUGAGUGUACAUACAGUCACUUUGUACUGUAGUUGACAGACUGUUUUCAAAGGGUGUGUAACGUCACGCAUGAUCGAAUCUAUUGUUAUCGAACACGUUUCAUCACUAUAAGGUAUGCGUGUGUAGACAGCUCCCAACUACACUAGUGCAGUGUUCGCAAACAACACAAAAUGUCAUACUCGAAAACACAAUUAAAUGAUUUUCAAACAAAGUUUGCAUUAUACGACAAGCGAGGAGAUGGAAAUAUCGGUCCCGAUGAGUUAGGAGAUGCACUGCGGGCCUGUGGGCUCAAUCCAUCGGCAGCGGAAGUGGACGCAAUCUCCAAAGGAUUCGCUGGAAAACGCCUUUCGUUUGACGAGUUCUUGCCCCUGCACGCUUCUCUGCUCUCGACGGCACAGACCAAAGGAACAGCAACAGAGUUCACCGAAGGCUUACAGAUGCUUGAUCGGGAUCGGAAUAAUCUGGUUCCCGCCUCGGAACUACGCCAUGUACUCACUAGUUUAGGAGAACAAAUGACAGAGGAAGAGGUUGACAAAUUACUGAAGUCUUUUACAGACGCAAAAGGAAUGGUGAAUUAUCCAGAGUUCGUCAAACGAAUAAUGUCCGGUUAGACAACCAUCGACGACAGAGGGGGCCUCGGAAAUUGAGACACAGUCCGACCCGGAGGGGUGCACCACAACAAAUAAACUACCUUAGCAAAAAGGGCUUUAAAAAAUAUAUUAAAGUCUCUCAGCCUUUUGAAAACAAAACGAAUAUGAUUCCGUACAACUACACUUCAGAUUUCUUACAAUUUUUAGCGGUCAGCCGUUUGGAAUGUUUUGCUAAUUACACCAGAAAAACACAUAGAAAUAAUGUGCUUUCUCCCAAAAUGACUUGAAGUCAGUUUUCGUGAAGCACUUAUCCACUUUUAAAGAAUAAAUUUAUCGAAGUGUCCUCAAAAGUUGAAGCACAGAGCCCCAGUUUGUGAUAAGUUGUUACCAUUACACAAUUAUGCACGACCUAAAACGUUAUUAUUUAAAAGAAUUUGAGUGUCUAAAAUCAUUUGCGAUAACAAGUUUGGCGCAUGAAUUUGUGCCUAUGUGGUGCAUCCUGAGGCAGACCAAUGCGUGACUGUGCCAGUGCAAGAACACCUCGUCACCAACGUUCCCCAUUCUGAUUGAUACCAAGUAGGCCCCUCGCUUCGUGCACCAGCAUGUCUUCCAGAGCCACUUAUAUAGCAAUAUUUUUAUAAUUUAAAUAGUUUUAACGAAGCAUAACUUUUCAGAUUCAUAAUUUGGUAAACAAAUGUAGAUAAUGUAUCUCUAUAGAAAAAAACACCCAUAAAGACUAAGAUGUAAUUAAACGAAAGCGAUACCAACAUGCCGACUAAAAUACAAUGAUGAAGUUUCAUUGAACUAUUGUGAUUGUAAUAGGUUUUUUGGAACUUAUAUAAAAGGUAUAGAGUUAAGGUUUGUGACAAAUAUUGAGCACUUUGACGUAAUUAUUUGAACGACUUAGAAUCCCAACAUAAAAUAUUAAUAAUAAAAUAACAUCUGACUAAUUAAAAUACAAUUUUGAAUAUAGUCGUUUGUGCCGUUUAAAUAUAAUUCUAUUAUAAAGUUGUACGGGCAACUUCAUAUGAUUUAGUUAUAAAGAACUAUUGUGAUUGUACAGUUUUUUUUUAAACUUAUAUGAAAGGUAUAGAGUAAAGGUAUGUGACAAAUAUUCAGCAGUUUGACGUAUUUUAACGACUUUAGAACCCCAACAUAAAAUAAUAAUAAUAAUAAAAUAACAUCUGAA
Asterias rubens (European starfish) is the source of this 2063-nucleotide messenger RNA. RefSeq names its product myosin light chain 3, skeletal muscle isoform-like. The record is from RefSeq and is a predicted model, not a curated record. NCBI's taxonomy places the organism in Eukaryota, Metazoa, Echinodermata, Asteroidea, Forcipulatida, Asteriidae. Gene Ontology annotation, cellular component: myosin II complex. The coding region runs from base 455 to 895 and encodes 146 amino acids. The transcript has 6 exons. Gene Ontology annotation, molecular function: calcium ion binding.